AUGUCGACGCCGUCGGGUGUCUCCAUAGCGGAUGAAUGCCUCGUCGCCUAUAAACAACUCCACUCCGGAAGAGGUGCCAAGAAGCCUCAGUUUGUUAUUUACCGGAUCUCUGACGACCAAACAACUGUUUUAGUGGAAGAAUCUUCUACGGAAAAGGACUUUGAAAUCUUCCGUCACACACUGUGCUCCGCUGUGGAUGUCCGUGGCCAGCCAGUCCCGCGCUAUGCAGUUUAUGAUGUCGAAUAUGACUUAGGAGAGGAUGGCAAGAGGUGCAGAACAGUGUUUAUCAGUUGGGUCCCGAGCAACACGCCUCUCAAACUGUGCAUGCUUUAUGCAAGCACCAAAGAGCAGCUGAGGAACGCCCUUGAUGUUAAGCUAUCUAUCCAUGCCGAUACACCGGACGAGGUUGAAUGGAAGAUUGUAUUAAGCGUGGCCAGUGGCGGAAAGGCAUGA
Aspergillus alliaceus is the source of this 453-nucleotide messenger RNA. Its product is annotated as actin-binding ADF family protein. The transcript is spliced from 4 exons. Gene Ontology annotation, biological process: actin filament depolymerization; actin filament severing; cell motility. Gene Ontology annotation, cellular component: actin cytoskeleton; actin cortical patch; cytoplasm. Lineage: Eukaryota; Fungi; Ascomycota; Eurotiomycetes; Eurotiales; Aspergillaceae. The record is from RefSeq and is a predicted model, not a curated record. Bases 1 to 453 code for a protein of 150 amino acids. Gene Ontology annotation, molecular function: actin filament binding.